This is a messenger RNA of Monopterus albus (swamp eel), 2373 nucleotides long. Its product is annotated as probable methyltransferase BMT2 homolog. NCBI's taxonomy places the organism in Eukaryota, Metazoa, Chordata, Actinopteri, Synbranchiformes, Synbranchidae. The record is from RefSeq and is a predicted model, not a curated record. The coding region runs from base 127 to 1296 and encodes 389 amino acids. The transcript is spliced from 6 exons. Gene Ontology annotation, biological process: negative regulation of TORC1 signaling.
GACGCAUGUCCGUCAAGGUCAACCAAUCAGCUUGCACGUUGUUGGUCGGUGCACCGGUUUGCCGGUCGGGUUCUAACUUGAUAAAGGGGAAGGAGCUGUUGGAGGCAGCAUUGGUGGUGUACUGUUAUGGACCCCAGGGGUAAUGUCGAGACAGCAGACCAUCCGGAGGGGUUCUAUUUGCCGAUCCCAGAUGAAGCACCGUGCAAGAAGGAGCAGGAGAAGCUGUCGGGGGUCGUCAAAAACGUCCACAGAAAACUGCGCAGGAAAUACAGAGAGGUGGGUGACUUUGACAAGAUUUGGCGUGAACACUGUGAGGAUGAGCAGACUCUGAGUGAAUAUGCCCUCGCCAUGAAGAAUCUUGCAGACAACCACUGGAACAAAAACUGUGAAGGAGAGGGACGCAUCGAAUGGUGUCGCAGUGUCUGUCAAGAAUAUUUUUUGGAUGGUGGGAUGAAACGAAUGUUAGAAAAGGAUGAGAAAAGUGCCACACUCGCCAUGGGUCUGACUGCAGAAUCUGUAAGUGCCCAACCAUACAGCACCAUCCCCAGUUCAAUCUCUGAGCUGGGGAAAAUGCGCCUUCUUGACGUGGGAAGCUGCUUCAACCCGUUCUUGAAGUUUGAUGAAUUCCUUACAGUUGGUAUUGACAUAGUGCCUGCAGUUGAGAGUGUGUACAAGUGUGACUUCCUCAAUCUUCAGCUCCAGCAGCCUCUCCAGCUAGCAGGUGACGCAGUAGAAGCCUUCCUCCGCCAGCUCCACAACCCCAUUGACGCUCUGCCUGCUCAGCUUUUCCAUGUGGUGGUCUUCUCCCUGCUCCUGUCCUACUUCCCCUCACCAUACCAGCGCUGGAUCUGCUGCAAGAAGGCCCACGAGCUGCUGGAGCUGCACGGCCUACUGCUCAUCAUCACACCUGACUCCUCCCACCAGAACCGGCACGCUCUCAUGAUGCGCAGCUGGCGUGUUGCGGUGGAGUCACUAGGCUUCAAGCGAUACAAAUACGUCAAGUAUUCUCACAUGCAUCUCAUCGCCUUCCGUAAGGUGUCUCUGGCCACCACCAAUGACCUGGUGUCGCGCAACUACCCCGAGAUGCUCUACAUCCCCCAGGACUUCCAUUCCAAUGAGGAGGAAGAUUGCGCCGACAUGCCCGUGCAGGUGCGCUCUGAAUUUGAGGAUGAGCAGCUAGCUUGGAGCUUCACAGAGCUACCUGACACGCCCUGUGAUUCAGAUUCUGGAGAAAGUCAGAGCAGCUCAGUGCCUGGCUUUCAGGAGCUAGAAGACCCUAUCCUGCUUCAGAGCUAGGCUACACCAGCUAUUUCCCCCUCCCUCCCCUUCUCUCCUUUUCGCUAUGUAACUCCCCUUCAACUGCUGCGCUGCCAAAUUCAACCUGCUGCAUUCUUCUCCAACUUAUCCUCCCUCUCCUCCUCGAAACAAUGCAGUUUGCACAGUGUGAAAGAGAGAAGUUUACAAAUUAUUUUCUCAUAUCCACACCUAUGAGUGCACACACAUACACUGACACAUGUACACAUACAUAUGCACUUAGAUGGAUAUAUUUUCAUAAAUAGCUAGGUUUUUUAAGAGUUGGAAAGUGAAUGCCCUGAAGAUGUGUAAACGCCCUGCUCCUUGAGUUUCAGCCUAUUUUUCAAUCAGCUCUCAAUAACAAAAGUUAGCUUGUCUACAUUCCAUACUCAGCCUCUGUUUGAAUAAGCUAGUGAGGCAGGCUGCUUAGUACAAAAGCCAAAUACAGCAACCUGAGCAGUCUGACAGGAGUUUGAUUGCACUUGAGAGGUGGAGAUGGAAUGACUGGACUUGGUACGCUUGCUACUGUCACAGUCACGCAGCUAGACUUUCUCUAAAUUCUUGAUGGACAUUUAUGUUUCCAAGUAAAAGAAAAAAAAAAAGUUUGAUCUCAAAUAUUCUUAAGAGUCAAAACAUUGGUGUUGUCCAUUGUAAAGUGUGGCAAUGCCAUUUUAACUUGGCAUCUCCUGAAUGAUUUGUGGGUCUUUUACAAGAAAGUGGUAUUUGUAGCAUUUUAUAUAUUUUCAAAACCAAAUGGUUAGGAGUAUUACUAGUAUACUAAUGUGAAAUGUUAAUUGUGUUUACUCAUUGUGUAACAAGGUACGAGUGUUUCAAAGUAGGUAUUACACUUUUGUCCUCCGUGUUGUCUUAACAAAUAUUAAUGCUGAACUUGCUUUUAAAUUUCCAGUCCAUUUUCUGAUCUCAAGCAGAUGACUAGUACAACACUGCAAGUGCAGUGACCUAAAGGAUCUUUGUAGCACCAGUAUCCCUUUGACACAAUUUUUGUAACUUUGAUGUGAAACUACUCUGCCUCCAAAAAAAAAAAAACUGCAGAUCUGAGCUACCCAUGGUAAAAAAAAA